UUGUCGUAAUCUUUUUGUAAACGCCUUGUACGCUUUUUAUUUCUCUCGCACUAGUGGUAUUCCAAAGUUUUUUAACCUCUCGAUGUGCAUCGUUUCGAUUCACAAGACAAGAGAACGAGUGAGACAAUAAAACUCUAAGACAGGAAGAAAGCCGUUUAUAAAACCAUUCAGCUGUGCUAAUUAACCUUUUUAAAGUUUUCUCCAAGUGACCAGUGUCAAGUGUUAUUUGAUAAUUAUCAAAAUGGUUAAGCUUUAUGCAUUGACAGUACUUUAUAAAGCACCCACAUCAGCUAGUGCAUUAAAAUGUGCUUACGAGGUUGAGUCAUUCUCUUAUUUUCAAAGGGGAAGUGUCAAGGAGUUUAUGGGUUUUGUCAGUAAAACAAUUGUUGAAAGAACACAGAUUGCUGCCAGACAAAGUGUCAAGGAAGGAGAGUACAUGUGUCACGUUUACGUUCGUGGCGAUAGUCUCGCCGGUGUUUUGAUAUCUGAUCACGAAUAUCCUAAUCGUGUAUCGCAUACGUUGAUUACAAAAGUGUUGGAUGAUUUUGCGGGAAAAUAUCCUCCGAGCUCUUGGGGAACUCUCAACGAAGCCACCUGUGAUUUUCCAUCGAUUAAUAUGUACCUAGCAAAAUAUCAGAAUCCUAGGGAGGCAGAUGCUCUCACCAAAAUGCAGAACGACUUGGACGAAACAAAAAUUAUACUGCAUAACACAUUGGAAGCUGUACUCCAAAGAGGUGAAAAAAUCGACGAUUUAGUGCAAAAAUCCGAGGGUCUGAGCCUCCAAUCGAAAGCCUUUUACAAAACAGCGAGGAAAACCAAUUCCUGUUGCAGUUUAACAGCUUAAUAUUCGAAAUAUCCUAUAAAUUAAUUAAUCAAUGCAAGAGAAUGAGCCGAGAGCACUCACUCGUUCCACCCCACCUGUUAAUGUUCCAGUUACUGAGAUAAUAACUGUAUGAAUUUAUAAAGAAAAUUGAAAACACAAUAUGAUAUGAAAUCUAAAGUUGAUAAAAAAAUAUGUAUUUCAUUCUUGUCUUGCAUUAAUUGAUCAAUUGAUGGGUUGUAUUAAUUAGUCAAUUAGGCAAAACAAGGAAUAGCUAUUUUCAAUGUGAUGUUAAAAGGAAAAGAUAAUUCACUGUUAAACGGACCGUUAUAUGACGAACAUCUCAAUAACCGUGACCUAUAUCCAUUUGUGUAAAUGUUGAUUGGCUGGUCGUGAUUUUCCGUAUGAAAAAAUUCUAGUUGGCUUCUGUUGAAAAAUUGUAUUCUCUUUUGGCACUGAUUCUAUUGGAGAUGAAUUUUUUAACGAAGUCGCUGAAGAAUUUCGUGUCAGUUUAUUACUGCCAUUCGAUCUUUUCGCGUUUCAUUGAGUAACUGAAUAACUGAAAUCAUGUUUUCCGCUUCUUUGUUUCUAUGGUACCAACCAGAAUCGUCCUGAGACACUUAUUUUUGACAGUAUUGUAAAUAACCAAUGAUGACUACAUCACUUCAUAAUACUUGUAAGAAUCUGUAUGAAAUCGUGAAUGCAUUCCAAUUUUAAUUAAACCAAUUGAUUUAACUGACCGAGUGGAGAAGUAUAAUUAUUAAUGAGUGAUGAACACUUGGAGACGAAUGUAAAUGAAUUUAGAGAUUAUUUAUCGAAUGUCUCUGGAGCGAUUAAGUCUGGUUGAAAAUUUCAGAAGCCCGAAGUUUUUUAUCCUCUUCAAUAAAAUCUCCUGGCACUUUAUCCUGAACUUACUAGUUCACGAGACAUCGCCACAAUAGUCUUCACAGAAAUAUCGUCGUUGCUUCAGACAUUUACUAAUUAUAUUUUCAAUUAAUGCAAAACCAAAAUGAAAAAAUGAAAAGAAUUAUUGUAACGCGCCUAAAGUUAUUGUGAAGUGUUUGUAAUUAUGAAGACAAAAAAUAUACGUGUACAAACCUGAA
Messenger RNA from Fopius arisanus, 1923 nucleotides. RefSeq names its product YKT6 v-SNARE (gene Ykt6). Lineage: Eukaryota; Metazoa; Arthropoda; Insecta; Hymenoptera; Braconidae. Bases 242 to 844 code for a protein of 200 amino acids. The record is from RefSeq and is a predicted model, not a curated record. Gene Ontology annotation, cellular component: Golgi apparatus. Gene Ontology annotation, molecular function: SNAP receptor activity. Gene Ontology annotation, biological process: endoplasmic reticulum to Golgi vesicle-mediated transport. The transcript has 3 exons.